CCGAGCUGAGAACAUCAUCCGCUUUGAGCGCUUAGGCGCGGUGAUUACAUCCUCACAGGGAAAGAUAGGGAGAAAGUCUUGUUAUUCGCCAGUCUCUCUUUAUAAGUUAUAUUUGUUACUGAAUAGGAGUUUUUGCUUCCUUUAUCUGCUGGUGUGGAAUUUCCUAUUUUGUUUUGUGACUUUUCUGUGAAGAAGGGGCAGUCUGUUCUGUGCAGAGGGAGUGCUGGCUAUGCGUCCUGGCUCCAGCCUGCAAUGUUUGCGCUGACGCCAAAACUCACAGACCGGUGCUGAAUUGAUUAAAACAGAGAAGCUCGGAUCAAAUGGCUGUGCUUCUCACAGCUGAAACGACACAAUGUUCCACUGACCUGAGGCAGAGGAGAGGAAUUUCAAAGUCUUACAGCCUUGUUGCUGUUUUUUUCACUGCCCUUUACGGACAGAGAAAUGGGAAAUACUCGUUUCUUGUGAGAAAAGGGAAUAAAUUUUUUUUUCCGUUUUGAAGUGCACUUGGACAGAGGCAGAGGAGAUGAUUUGGUUAAUAUUCCUGCUCUCCACUCUGGAUGGAGCUGCCUCUCAGCUACGCUACACCGUGCCAGAGGAGCAGGAACCUGGCUCUGUGGUUGGGAAUAUUGCAGAGGAUUUAGGGCUGGACAUUACUAAACUUUCCGCUCGCCACUUUCAGACUGUGCCUAGUUCACGGACACCUUAUCUGGAGGUGAACUUAGAGAACGGUGCGCUCGUGGUGAAGGAAAAAAUUGACCGGGAACAAAUUUGUAAGCAGACCACCCAGUGCCUAUUGCACCUGGAGGUGUUUCUGGAAAACCCACUGGAGCUCUUUCGCGUGGAGAUUGAGGUGAUGGAUAUCAACGACAAUCCACCCAGGUUUCCUGAAACAGACAUUUCCGUGGAAAUCUCGGAGAGCGCUAUUCCCGGCACCCGUUUCCCGGUGGAGAACGCCUUCGACCCUGACGUUGGCACAAACGCGCUCAGUACAUAUGCCAUAACAAAUAACAACUAUUUUUACCUUGACGUGCAGACACAGAGCGACGGGAACAAGUUUGCAGAGCUGGUACUGGAGAAACCGCUGGACAGAGAGCAGCAGGCAGUGCACCGCUAUGUGCUGACGGCUGUGGAUGGGGGCAUCCCACAGCGGACCGGGACGGCUCUCUUGGUCGUUAAAGUUCUGGACUCUAAUGACAACGCGCCCACAUUUGACCAGUCUGUGUACACGGUUAACCUGCGGGAAAACUCUCCCGUGGGCACGCUGGUGAUUCAGCUCAAUGCCACUGAUGUUGACGAGGGACAAAACGGGGAGAUAGUUUAUUCUUUCAGCAGUCAUAACACACCGCGGAUAAAGGAAUUAUUCAAUAUUGAUGCCAGAACGGGUAGAAUAGAGGUAGCGGGUGAGGUGGACUAUGAAGAGAGCGUCACGCACCAGAUCUAUGUCCAGGCUAAAGAUCUGGGCGCUAAUGCGGUCCCCGCGCACUGCAAAGUGCUUGUCAAACUCGUGGACGUGAACGACAACACACCAGAGAUUGGUUUCAGCACUGUGACUGAAUCUGUGAGCGAACAGGAUGCCCCGGGCACCGUGAUCGCACUUUUUAGCGUCUCAGACAGGGACUCUGAUGAGAAUGGACAAAUGAGCUGUGAGAUUUUAGGAGAUGUUCCUUUUAAGCUGAAAUCGUCUUUUAAAAACUACUACACCAUUGUGACAGACGGACCUUUGGACAGAGAGAACACAGAUGCAUAUACCAUAACUGUGGUGGCCAAAGACAAAGGUCAGCCUUCCCUCGCUACCAGCAAGUCAAUUAAAGUGCACGUCUCCGACGAGAAUGACAAUGCGCCCCGUUUUACGCAGGCUGUUUAUGAUGUAUAUGUGACUGAGAAUAACGUGCCCGGUGCUUUCAUUCACGCCGUGAGCGCUUUGGACCCUGAUAUAGGACAGAAUGCUCUUAUUACCUACUCCAUAUUGGAGUGUGACAUACAGGGCAUGUCGGUGGACACGUACGUGUCCAUAAAUCAGGACACUGGCUACCUUUACGCGCUGCGCUCUUUUGAUUACGAGCAGCUGAAGGAGUUUAGCUUCAUGGUCCAAGCUAAGGACUCAGGUGCUCCUGAGCUCUUCUCUAAUGCCACUGUAAAUGUGAUCAUAGUUGACCAGAAUGACAACGCUCCCACUGUCAUAGCCCCUAUCGGCAAAAACGGCACAGCCAAAGAGCACCUGCCACGCUCCGCCGAGCCAGGCUACCUAGUGACACGCAUUGUGGCCAUGGAUGCAGAUGAUGGGGAGAACGCACGGCUGUCAUACAGCAUCCUACGGGGCAACGAGAUGGGAAUGUUCCGCAUGGACUGGAGGACAGGAGAGCUAAGAACAGCCCGCAGGAUAUCUCCCAAGCGGGAUCCACAGGGCUACUAUGACCUGCUGAUCGAAGUAAGGGACCACGGGCAGCCACCUCUCUCCUCCUCUGCAAGUGUGAGUGUAAUUUUAGUGGACAGCGUGAUCGAAGGCCGCAGUGGGGAUCGCGGCUCAGCUUCCAAGGCAAAGGAGACCUCCCUUGACCUCACCCUAAUUCUCAUCAUUGCCUUGGGCUCUGUUUCUUUUAUCUUCCUACUGGCCAUGAUCGUGCUGGCCGUGCGCUGCCAAAAGGACAAGAAGCUCAACAUAUACACGUGCCUGCUCGCUGGUGACUGCUGUCUGUGCUGUGGCUCGUGCUGCAGCAGACAGGCUCGUGGCCGGAAACAGAAAAAGCUAAGUAAAUCCGACAUCAUGCUGGUUCAGAGCACCAAUGUAACGUCAGGAGUCGGGCCCGUAGGGCAGGUGCCCGUAGAGGAGUCUGGUGUGGGCGGCGUAGGAGGGGGGUUCGGCUCCCACCAUCACCAAAACCAGAACUCCUACUGCUACCAGGUGUGUCUAACACCGGAAUCUGCCAAAACGGAUCUGAUGUUUCUUAAACCAUGCAGCCCCUCUCGCAGCACUGACACAGAUCACACCAACCCCUGCGGCGCCUUAGUCACUGGUUACAGUGAUCAACAGCCGGACAUCAUAUCUAACGGCAGCAUUCUCUCUAAUGAGACAAAACACCAACGAGCAGAACUCAGCUAUCUUGUGGACAGGCCCAGACGUGUCAACAGUUCGGCAUUCCAAGAAGCAGAUAUUGUUAGCUCCAAAGACAGCGGUCAUGGUGACAGCGAACAAGGCGACAGUGACCACGAUGCCACAAACCGGGGUCAUUCAGCCGGCACUGACCUGUUCUCCAACUGCACAGAAGAGUGCAAGGCCCUCGGGCAUUCCGACCGCUGCUGGAUGCCGUCCUUUGUGCCGUCAGAUGGACGCCAGGGGCCAGAUUACCGUAGCAAUCUGCACGUCCCCGGCAUGGAUGCCACACUGCCCGACACUGAGGUACCCCCCUCCGUCAACCUCUCCAACCAACUCACCAUGACCUCGUCCACUGCCUCGUCCAACGAUAGGUCAUUCUCCACCUUUGGCAAGGACGGCCAAAGGUCACAGUCACACCACAGCCUUCACCAUCACCUCCAUCAGCAACAGCAGCAGUACAGCUCCAGCACGCUAGAGAGGAAAGAGUAUGAUAGGGGGACCCUACCAUACAAACCCACCUUUCUCUCCCGCAAAAGGAUUUGCUAGCUCAUUCCACGUGGACCUGUCGGAGACAGCGUGAAUUUCUUUACUAGACCACCAACACUGAUGCUAAAGACAGCGAAAUAAAACUAAACAAAUGGCAACCUGGACAACAGCAACCUUGGUUAAACUUCAUUAUCUUGGGUGGCGAACUGUAACAAAGCCUUGGCUGUGGCUGCUGAGGGAGGAAAGGAGAAAUAAAAACUGAGUAGCUGUAAACCUCUAGAUAUCAAAGGAGCAAUCCAAGGCCUUAUUUCUCUCAGCAGGACUGAGACCGGGGCCGAAACUCUUGACCAUGUGAAAAUUAUGUCAUCAGCAGAGAGAGGAAAGGAGCUGAAACAAACAGGAAUACAAAUCAAGUGAGAUGAAGAGGGAAUGAUUAAGUCGCAGAGGUGUUUUUGUUGACUGAAGAGUUAGCCUCUAGAAAUUUGUGUGUGCCUGUUUACAUAAAGAAAAAAAACAAAACGAAACAAAAAAAAAAACAAAACAUGUUUCUGUACAAACUUCAACCAACGUCACACGGAACCCUUUAGCUAUUUCUAUGGUCACCACUAAGCCAGCUGUACAGAGAUUGUGUUGCGGGGAGGAGACAAACUGCCAGAGUGAGAAAGCGAGAGACAAUUAGAGGAGAGAGAGAGAACAGAUGUUGUACAGGUAUGAAA
Molecule: messenger RNA, 4296 nt
Organism: Archocentrus centrarchus (flier cichlid)
Lineage: Eukaryota; Metazoa; Chordata; Actinopteri; Cichliformes; Cichlidae
Gene: pcdh10a
Product: protocadherin 10a
Exons: 5
Coding region: 524-3640 (1038 amino acids)
Biological process (GO): homophilic cell-cell adhesion
Cellular component (GO): plasma membrane
Molecular function (GO): calcium ion binding
Source: RefSeq, a predicted model, not a curated record